AUGGCGUCGGGCUGCGCGCCGCCCUUCGGCGACGCGGCGGAGGUGCGGGAGGGCUUCCUGUGCCCGCUGUGCCUGCAGGACCUGCAGUCGCUGCGCCAGCUGCAGGCGCACUACGAGGAGCAGCACCAGGGCGAGGAGCGCGCCGUGCGCGCGCCGCUCCGCAAUCUAGUCCAGAAGGCCAAAAGAGCAAAGAAGAAAUUCCUAAAACGAGAAGAUGGUCGAACAGAUUCUGGGUCUCAGGAACGAUAUGAGUCAUUUAGCUAUGGUGGAGUAGAUCCAUACAUGUGGGAGCCCCAAGAACUAGGUGCCACAAGAAGCCAUCUUUCUGAUUUCAAGAAACACAGAGCAGCCAGGAUCGAUCACUAUGUAGUUGAAGUGAAUAAGUUAAUAAUCAGGUUAGAAAAGCUUACAUCUUUUGACAGAGCAAACACAGAGUCAGCUAAAAUAAGAGCUAUAGAAAAGUCUGUUGUGCCUUGGGUCAGUGACCAGGAUGUUCCAUUCUGCCCAGACUGUGGCAGUAAGUUCAGUAUUCGAAACAGACGUCACCACUGCCGCCUUUGUGGUUCUAUUAUGUGCAAGAAAUGCAUGGAACUUGUCAGUCUUCCUUUGGCAAACAAACUCACCAGCGCCAGCAAAGAGGCCUUGAGUUCUCGUGCUAGCCCAAACUCCUCACCUAAUAGUGUCCAUGGUUCCCGCCGUGGCAGCAUUAGCAGCCUAAGCAGUGUGAGCUCAGUUAUGGAUGAGAAAGAUGAUGACAGGAUCCGUUGUUGUCGGCACUGCAAAGACACACUGCUGAAAAGAGAACAACAGAUUGAUGAGAAAGAACAUACUCCAGAGAUUGUGAAACUCUAUGAGAAACUCCGACUGUGCAUGGAAAAGGUUGACCAGAAAGCACCUGAAUACAUAAGGAUGGCAGAAUCACUAAAUGCUGGGGAAAUGACCUAUAAUCUUGAACAUGCUAAUGACUUGAGGGUGGAGAUUCAAAAAAUGUACGAGUUGAUAGAUGCUUUAAGUAAGAAGAUUUUGAGUCUCGGUUUGCAUGAAGAGCUCCAACCCCAUCCUAAAACAUUGCAACUUCAAAGAAUGAUAAGAUACUCAGCAACACUUUUUGUUCAGGAAAAGCUCCUUGGUCUCAUGUCCCUGCCAACCAAAGACCAGUAUGAAGAGUUGAAGAAGAAAAGAUUGCAUAUGGUGACUCUUGAAGCAUACAGAAAACAAGAAGAAAAGCAGAAAGAUUUGAUCUCCAGAUCUGCAGCUGCAGUUAAUGGUGAUGCAACUCAUCUGAAAAAAGGAACAGUAAGGAAAUCUGAAGGCUGGUUACCCACAUCUAGCAUAUCAAGAGAGAGUGAGAUAGCAGACCCACUUCUUCAGCAGAUUGACAAUAUCACAUCCUUUAUUAAGCAAGCAAAGGCAGCUAAUCGGAUAGAUGAGGUCCAUAUGUUGCAAGAGAACCUGAGACAACUUCAGGAUGAGUAUGAUCAGCAGCAAACUCAGAAAGCUAUUGAGCUUUCUAGAAAACAAGCAGAAGAGGAGGAGAUGCAGAGGGAGGAACUUCAGGCUCUUUGUGAAAAAGAAUGGGAAAGAGAACACCACAAAGUUGUGUCUCAGCAUACAAGGACAUGUUCCUUAGACUUCAGAGAAGUCAAGCAACAUCAGCAUGAAGUUGCAAAAGAGGAUCAAAACUUGAUAGCACCUGCUUUGGAUUUGGAUAUUACUCAGAUCGAAAGGAAUCCAAGUUUUAAAACUCCAGUUGUUGAACAGCUGCCAGCUAAAGAGCACUUGAUUGUCCAGGUCAAACCGCAGAAUGUCCCACAGGGUGACAGAGACAAAGACCAAAAUCAGACAGCAUCUCUAAACCCCUUUGAAGAUGAUGUAAAUACUCCUCAGUUGGAGGAAGACCCUACUAACCUGUUUGCCAAAGGGACUUCUCAGGUAGCUUCUUUUUCUAAUACAGCUUUGCAGAAUGACAAAAAGGAAUAUAAUCCAUUUGAAAAUGAGGAGGAGGAGGAUGAACAGCCUGAUGGAGCAGCCAUCAGUACUUCAAAUCCCUUUGAAGAGGUUGGAAAUACAUCUCAAAAGGCUCGGGACAAUUGGAAUUCUGGAAAUCCAUUUGAAGAGGGAUCCUCUACCAAUCCUUUUGAGGUGGACGAUGACAAUGAGCUCUUGGGAGAGGAGGUUAUUGAGGAAGAACUGCUUCUCCAACAGAUAGAUAAUAUUAAAGCUUAUAUAUUUGAUGCCAAACAUAGUGGACGAAUGGAUGAGGUGGAGGUGCUGACAGAGAAUUUGAAGGAAUUGAAGCGCACCUUAGCAAAGCAGAAGGAGAAAUCGAACUGCUAAAGCAGCAACAGGGUCAUGUAAUGAAUAUUUGAAGUUCAUUGUGCAAAUAUGUUAAGGCAGAGCAAAUCAUUAUAGAGGAAUAUAGGUUAUGAGAGGGAAUUGUAAUCUUGAGUUUUAUGCACUUUUAUUUAGACAUUUCCACUACUCAAUCUUGGAGAAUGAAAAUUGAAGAAUGCUGGCAUGCUGCUGGUCUCAAACACUUUUAGUAAUAAAUUUUAAAGUUAACUUGUUACAGCCCUUUUUAAACUGACUGGUCUUAUCAUGUGCUUAUUUUUGUCAAAAUGUUUAAGUGUUAAUAGGGAAUCAAUUCAGAAAUGGUUGCAAGGUUGUCUUGUCAUCUCUUCCUCAUUACCUCCUUUCUGUAUUAGAAUUAUUGUAGUGGUUGUAAUAUUGGCCUUUCAAAAGGAGCUUCAACUAAUGGGAGACCAAAACUUUUCUAAAAUUCCUGUGCCUCACAUGUCCUCUGAUAAUGACAGUAGUGCAAGUGUCACAGGUGAAAUACAGCCUUAAUGUUAAAAGGCUUGUGAUUCUUCAGCUACAGAAUAUAUAGGCUGCAGAUGAAUUAUGUGCAAUACCAAUACAUAAAAGGGACUUCAUGAAAAGAACUUGCAAACUGAUCUCUUUAGUAGUCUUUUUGUGCUUAUAAAAAUUCUGAAGUAAACUUCGGAGGCUGCCUUUUCAGCCCUUCUAGUUUCUCAAGUGCUCUAAAAGUUACAGUGUUACAGAGAAAGCUGUGCUGGGGUCAGAGACAUACUUGUGUGCGAGUGGGUAUUUGAGCACUAGUUCGUAGGGAGCAGAGCAUCAGGUUAGCACCGCUUCAAGUAAUAUCAAGGGCAGCCUUCCUAGUUACCUUACAGAAUCUGCGCAUCCCUUCUCAAGGUGACAGGAUGAUCAUGUUUGCAGAUCUGUGGGACUGAAACCCUCCAUGCAGGGCAUUUGAGGAAAAGAAAUCUUGUUUACAGUGGAAAGCUGAAGUACCACUAAACUGGAAUUCUGUGGGAGCUGGAGACAAAGUUUGUGGCUGUGAUAGCACCAGCAGGCAGUUCUGGUUUAUAUUUAAUCCUGCAUAGAAGAAAUACGAACAUGUCUGUCUUAAAUAAGAAGCUUCUCAUCAAGCAUUUUGCUUAUGAUUUUGUGAUCCGGGGUAUGACUGUGGUUUAAGGUCAGCACCUGUGAUGUACAAGGGCUCAGAGCUGGGCAUCUGAGGACAGUAUCUAUAAAACUGUGGGAUCAUCUCGGGACAAGUGAGCCGCUACCUCUGCACAAGGCCGACCCCGAGUUUCUGUGGAGGUCGGAGCGUGAGACACCUCUGUCCAAAAGGGUGGUGGGGAAGGUAACCUAAAGGGUAUGCUUAUUUAAGGUGAAAUAGAGGAAAAUAGGGCAGGUCACACUAUAUGGCACUAAUAUCAUUAGGCUUGCWCAGGCGUGCAGGCUCUUAGGGAACAGGACACUGCAUUUAGCUGUGCCUCUGAUAAUGCAGGAGGAUAGCUGUAGUGCAAGCACUAGAUAGGAUUCUACACACAAACAUCUGUAUUACCUGAACAGUAGGAAUUGUAGUUUUUUUUAUUGUUGAUAGGUUGAGCUAGGGACUUCCAUAACUUCCAUAUUUAUAUUGUCAGUUAGUGACACUAAUAACUGAUCAAAAUAACAGCAGGCUCUUAAGGACAACUGACCUUCUUCAUACUAGUAUAGUCCAAGUGAAGGUGUAAGUUAUGCAAAACUGAUCAUCUUGAUUAAAGGCAAAUUUUUGAAGUUUUUAUACUAAGAUAUCUGUAUUUAGAAAACUCUGAGCCCAUGAGUGUUAUUUUGCAGUAAGUGAAUAACAGAGGACUGAUUUGUAAACAGACUCAAGUGAGAAGUGCCACCAAAUUUAUGAAGGCAAUUUCUAAUAGAGCUAAACUUAAUCCCUGGAAUUUCUUGCUUUAAAAGAAAUAUUAUAAAGUAGUUAUUUAAGACAGAUUUGUUCACUGUCAAGAAGAUCCCUUGCAUGGUAAUUGGGAAUUUCUUUUGGUUUCAACAGGAAAAGAGUAUUUCA
Molecule: messenger RNA, 4372 nt
Organism: Nothoprocta perdicaria
Lineage: Eukaryota; Metazoa; Chordata; Aves; Tinamiformes; Tinamidae
Gene: RBSN
Product: rabenosyn, RAB effector
Exons: 11
Coding region: 1-2337 (778 amino acids)
Molecular function (GO): metal ion binding
Source: RefSeq, a predicted model, not a curated record